Corvus hawaiiensis (hawaiian crow) is the source of this 3214-nucleotide messenger RNA. It is a transcript of the gene AP1AR, whose product is annotated as adaptor related protein complex 1 associated regulatory protein. Gene Ontology annotation, molecular function: AP-1 adaptor complex binding. The transcript is spliced from 10 exons. Lineage: Eukaryota; Metazoa; Chordata; Aves; Passeriformes; Corvidae. Gene Ontology annotation, biological process: negative regulation of cell motility; regulation of Arp2/3 complex-mediated actin nucleation; negative regulation of substrate adhesion-dependent cell spreading. The record is from RefSeq and is a predicted model, not a curated record. The coding region runs from base 173 to 1078 and encodes 301 amino acids.
UGAUGCCGGUGCCAGGGGCGGUGCCGGCGUUCGGGGCGAGCAUCGCCCGCCCCUGCGCAGCCAUGAGGCUGUGCCGGCCCUUUGUUCCCGGGGGUCCGCGGCCGCCCCUCCCGACGGCCGGGGCGGCCUGAGCCCGCCGGGAGGGAGGAGGAGCUGUUCCCACCAGGAUGCGAUGGGGAACUGCUGGGCGCAGUGGUGCUGCGGGCUGUUCUUCCGGAGGGAUCCCGGCCGGAUCCAGCGCGGCGGAGGAUCCAAGUAUUUUAGAACAUGUUCAACAGGAGAACACUUCACUAUAGAGUUUGAGAACCUGGUGGAAAGUGAUGAGGGGGAAAGCCCAGGAAGCAGUCACAGACCUCUGACUGAAGAAGAAAUUGCAGACCUGAAAGACAGACACUACGACUCCAUUGCUGAAAAGCAGAGGGUCGUUGAUCUGAAGCUUCAGUCAGAGUUAGCCUUACAAGAGGAGAAGUUAAGACUAGAAGAGGAGGCUUUAUAUGCUGCACAACGUGAAGCAGCCAGGGCAGCAAAGCAGAAAAAGCUCUUGGAGCAACGUAGGCAGCACAGGAUAACGCAGAGAGCACACGCUGUUAAUAAUGGAGAGUUCCAGAGCUCUGUGGCAGAGGAAGAUCUCGAUCCUUUCCUAAGGAAUACAAAAUUCCAGUAUGAAGCUUUCCGAAGUAGCAGACUUUCAUCUGAUGCCACAGUACUGACGCCCAACACGGAGAGCAGUUGUGACUUGAUGACCAAAACCAAAUCAGUGAGUGGGAACGACGACAGCACCUCCUUAGAUUUAGAGUGGGAAGAUGAAGAAGGCAUGAACAGGAUGAUCCCAAUGAGGGAGCGCUCCAAGACGGAGGAGGACAUCCUCCGGGCAGCGCUGAAAUUCAACAGCAGGAAGACAGGGAGCCACCCAGCCUCGGCCUCUGACGAUUCCAACGGGCUCGAGUGGGAGAAUGACUUUGUCAGCGCCGAGGUGGAUGAUAACGGCAAUUCCGAGUACGCCGGCUUCGUCAAUCCCGUGCUGGAGCUGUCGGCCUCGGAUGUGAGGCUGUCGGAUUGCGACCACCAGGACAGAUAGUGACGCUAUCUGCACGGCCCCUGCUUGUGACCAAAUGCUGGAAAGGGAAAUGGAAUGUACAAAGCCAAUUUGCUCUUUUGUAACCCGCUUCCCUUCUUCUUCUACACGGAUCGGCAAGGAAUGGGAAUGGCUUGCUGUCCGAAGGAAUUCAGAACUAAGUGCAAUUUUAUCAGCUACCUUCUCCACUUUUGUGAAAACUGGGAUGAUUCUAUUGUGUAUAUUUCUGGAUAUCUGGAUUUAAUAUAAAAUUAUCUGCACUAAUUGAAGCUUCGUAGCUUGACUUAUCUAAGAUAUUUUAACUCGCCUUUUCUUCUGGAUGAUGUUUCUAUUGAUUUUGUUUUAAAAUUCGUCAUUGGCCUAAUAUUUAUCUCAGAAACAGUCUUCUAUAAUUUAUUUAAUACCUGAAUAUAGGAAAAGAAUUAUAAAAUAUUUUUAUUUCCAGUCUGUGCUUUUUGACUUGCUCUUCAGCUGUUUAGAGGGUGCAAAAGUAAGAGCUGCAAAACAAAUUUGACACAUGGUAAAUUGCAGAUUUUCCCCUGUCUAGCUUAAAGUCUUCCUAGCCUUGUGUUGUCCUUUUUCCAUUUACUUUAUUUUUUUAAUUACUUUAUGCUAAGCACGGUUAACCUCAAUGAACAUAGUAAAACUCAUCAGGUUAGGUGAGAUACUGUCUUGUAUAAUAUGCCAGACUUAGUAAGUGUGUGCUAGAUAGAAAAACAAAAAUAAAAUAAAAUAGAUUCUCUGUGUGUCAAUAAAAUGGAAAUUUUAACCAGUGGAGAACUGGGAGGACCAAAGUCUUGUAUUCCCAGCCCCCCUGAACAGACCAACAUCUGUUGCUACGUGGUCCUUAAAAUUCUUCAGUUGUGGAAAAUUUAUCAUUCCACUGGACCAGAACAGUUACAGGAAAGCAACAUCCAGUGAGCAAACUGGGGGAGGGAUGAUGGCUCUGCUGCUGGGGUGGGAAGAACAAGAACCUAAAGAAUUUCUGUAUCUGCAUUUUGAAAAGAAAGAAGAAAAAUUCAUGUUUUAACUGUGUUUAAGUGCUCUGUCUUUCCUGUGCCUCUAAAGUGGAUGGUUAAUCCUGCUAAUACGGGCUGAAAUCCAAGGAGGUGUUCAGUGACUGCACCACUGCUGUCCUGUGCUGUGUGGUCUCCCCCAGUAUUCCAUAUAAAUCUUAAUUUUUAACAAAAGAGAACCUGCAAAAUACUUGCAGAUCUCAAGCUUUCCCCAAAGUUUCAAAGUAAAGCCAUUCUAUUCUGCCACUAUUUUGUGUGGCUGUCUCGUUUUUCUGCGGAAAAAAGUACAACGGGGUUUAAUUUUAUUUUGGAGUAAAAGGAACAAGUUGUGAUAAGUGAUGAACCUGUGCUGUCAUCACCAGAACCGAAUUUGUUGGUGAAAGCUGUGUCGCUGGUUCAGAUCAUCUGAAACUAUUCGGAAUAUUUGGGUUAUUACAGUGUGGGUAAGGAACAAAAGUACUGCACACUGGGAUUAAAUACGUACAAGUAACCUGAGAGAACGGAUAAAUCCUGUUGGUAACAUUCCAUCUCUUAAUUUCAAUUGUAGCUCUGUCACUGAAAAUAUUUCAAUGCCAUUAUUUAUGUUUGCAAUACUUGUAAUGAGCUUUAAAGAUCUGUACACAUCAAAUGUAUAUUUUGGGUUUGGCCUAAGCUACUGCUCUGUGACUUCUCCCGGACACUUCUUUGUAGAAUAUAUUCCUAUGGCAAGGAAGGCAACUUCCUCACCAUGUAAAUAACAUGUUUUUUACCUGCUGAGACUGUCACCUCCCCUGCACUGGUCACUGCUUUUCCUGGCCAGUGAACAUGAGGUGACCUUGUCCUGACCAUGCCUUGAGGAAGUCAAUGCGCUGAUAGUCCUGCCCUUAGGAUGAACAAGCACUUAGGAAAAAGGAGGCUGACUUCAGCUUUUUCUGUGAUGGGCAUGUUCUGUAGCCAUGGUUAAUAAUAUCAUUUGCAGCACUCAGUGCACCACGCCGAGUGACUUUGAAGUGGUGCUCCAUAUUUGUGGAUAUUUUGAGAAAUCGAGAGAUUCUAUAAACAGCUCAUGUGAAACAAUUCAAGAGUACUGUAAAAUGCAUAUCUGUACAAAUUGAAAAGUCAUUAAAAUUUUCAGCAAGUCUUA